This is a messenger RNA of Tripterygium wilfordii, 1662 nucleotides long. Its product is annotated as 2-oxoisovalerate dehydrogenase subunit alpha 2, mitochondrial-like. The record is from RefSeq and is a predicted model, not a curated record. Gene Ontology annotation, biological process: branched-chain amino acid catabolic process. Gene Ontology annotation, molecular function: oxidoreductase activity, acting on the aldehyde or oxo group of donors, disulfide as acceptor. The transcript has 9 exons. The coding region runs from base 97 to 1464 and encodes 455 amino acids. NCBI's taxonomy places the organism in Eukaryota, Viridiplantae, Streptophyta, Magnoliopsida, Celastrales, Celastraceae.
CACUCUUGGCACCCGCAUCGGGUAAGAACGUUGAGCAAUUGCAAUUUGAUCCCGGGAGACGUGAUAGUUCUUCUUUUUCUUUCUUCUGGACUAUCAAUGGCUCUGUGUUUCGCUAAAUCAAGAAAUAUUGUUCACCGUAUAUCAAAGCUUGGUACACUGGGUCUGCUGAGGUCUUCUCCUUCACUACCAGCAUCAUCUGCUCGAGAUUUCAAAAACCCAAUUCAUGGUGCACUCUGUAUUUGCUCUGCUCGAAGAUUCCAGUCCACCGAUACUAAGCAGUUCCUGGAUUUUCCUGGUGGAAAGGUUCCAUUCACCCCUGAAAUGAGGUUCAUAUCUGAAUCUGCUGAAGAACGGAUUCCCUGUUACCGGGUCCUUGACGACAAUAGUCAGCUAAUUAUGCACGGCAAUUUUGGUCAGGUCAGCCCAGAAGUUGCUGUGAAAAUAUAUACUGAUAUGGUUACACUUCAAAUUAUGGAUAAGAUCUUCUAUGAAGCACAGAGGCAAGGAAGAAUUUCUUUCUAUUUGACCACUAUUGGAGAAGAGGCCAUUAACAUUGCAUCAGCUGCAGCUCUCACAAUUGACGACCUUGUUGUCCCUCAGUAUAGGGAGCCAGGCGUUUUACUAUGGCGUGGUUUUAGCCUGCAAGAAUUUGCAGACCAGUGUUUUAGCAAUAAAUCUGAUGGUUGCAAAGGCCGGCAGAUGCCUAUUCACUAUGGAUCAAGAGAGCAUAAUUACUUUACUGUAGCAUCAACUAUUGGUUCACAACUCCCCCAUGCGGUUGGUGCUGCAUAUUCCAUGAAGAUGGAUGGAAAGGAUGCUUGUGCUGUCACUUAUUUUGGUGAUGGUGGCUCAAGUGAGGGAGAUUUCCAUGCUGCUUUGAAUUUCGCAGCUGUUAUGGAGGCCCCUGUUAUAUUCAUUUGUCGGAACAAUGGAUGGGCUAUCAGUACCCCUACUUCAGACCAGUUUCGAAGUGAUGGUAUUGUUGUUAGAGGCCGGGCUUAUGGAGUCCGAAGUAUUCGUGUAGAUGGUAAUGAUGCUCUUGCUAUGUAUGGUGCUGUACGUGCUGCUCGUGAAAUGGCCAUCAGUGAACACAGACCAAUAUUAAUCGAGGCCCUAACUUACCGUGUCGGCCAUCACUCCACAUCAGAUGAUUCCACCAAAUAUCGUCCAAUCGAUGAGAUUGAAUGGUGGAGAAAAGCUCGAGACCCUGUCACUAGAUUUGGGAAAUGGAUACAAAGUAAUGGGUGGUGGAAUGGUGAGACCGAGUUAGAGCUCAGAAGCCGUGUAAGAAAUCAGAUAUUAAAUGCGGUUCAAAAAGCAGAGAAAGUAGAUAAACCCUCCGUGUCCGAACUUUUUACCGACGUGUAUGAUGUUCUGCCAUCCAACCUCUGCGAGCAAGAUGAACUUCUUAGAAGAACAAUCAAGAGACACCCACAGGAUUACCCAAAAGAUGUUCCUUUGUAAAACAACUCUUUGUUAAUAGCUAUGGACUUCUGCUCUAGAAUCUACUUAUUAGCCAUGCUGUUUAGUUGAAAGGAGAUUGCCUUGCUUGUUUUUAAGCGUUUGGUACAUUUGGACUUCAAUCAAGUGUAGAUGAGAUUGUGCCAAUAACUCGCCUUGCAUUUUGUGUUAAUAAGAGCAUGAAAAAUUCUUUAGAUUGUA